Molecule: messenger RNA, 1740 nt
Organism: Helianthus annuus (common sunflower)
Lineage: Eukaryota; Viridiplantae; Streptophyta; Magnoliopsida; Asterales; Asteraceae
Product: replication protein A 70 kDa DNA-binding subunit A-like
Exons: 12
Coding region: 1-1740 (579 amino acids)
Biological process (GO): DNA repair; DNA recombination; DNA replication
Cellular component (GO): nucleus
Molecular function (GO): DNA binding
Source: RefSeq, a predicted model, not a curated record
AUGGAGAACCAUAACAUUGCUAUGUUGAGAGCUGUUGAUGCCUUUCAAGAGCAGUUUUCUGUCAAGGUUAGGGUGAUCAGGGUUUGGGAACACCCUGAAAGGAGGAAUCCCAGUCAAUUAUACUCAUUUGACAUGAUUAUAAUGGACGAAGAGGGGACAAAGAUGGAGGCAGCAUGCUUGAAUAGAGUUUUACCACAAUUUCGCCCGUCAUUAGUUGAAAAGAAAUGUUUGAUUAUCAGGAAUCCAACUAUAGGUUUUAAUAACUCUACGUACAGGUAUGUUGACAAUCAAAAUAGGCUAUGUUUCCAGGGGACAACCGAAGUUAUUCCAUGUGAAGAUAUUGGUGGAUCACCGUAUGGUUUUGAUUUCUUGAGUUUUCCGGACAUCUUGAACAGUAAUGCUAUUUCAAACUCUACAGUUGAUGUUAUUGGUUAUUUGAUUCGAUCAUUUCCUAAAGAGACUGUUAAUAACAAAGCAACUGGAAAGCAAGCUGUUAAGGUUACUAUAGAGAUAUCUGAUCUGGAGGGUCGGACGGUAUUUCUUACUCUGUGGGAUCAAUACUGUGAUAAAGUUUUGUCGUUUUUUGAGAGUAUCAAAGGAAAAAAUAUUCAUGCAAUCAUUAUAUUGCAGUUUGGCAAGGUCAAGUGGUGGAAUGGGGUUGCGUAUGUUAACAAUUCAUACACGGUUAGUCGUCUUUUUUGCAAUCAUGAUUGUCCUGAAGUCGAUGAGUUCAGAAACCGUUUGUUUGAAAAUUCGAUUGAAGUCUCUGAAUCCACGAGCCUUGGUUCCAUGGCAAAAUCUGUUGAAGAGGAAAUCUUGCAAAGCAAAGAUUUUUUAAAUAUUUGUGAUGUCUUUUCGCUUAAGACGGUUUGCAAGGUCAUUGUUCUGGGUAAUAUACUGGGUGUUUACAAAGAUGAAGGAUGGUUCUAUGAGGGUUGUAAUAGAUGUAACAAGAAGAUCAAAAAAGUUGUUAAUCUGAGUGAGGAUACCCAGGAAUCAGGUUCAGCUGUUACAAAGGAGGUUCUUACCUGUGUAUCUGAUCGUUGUGCUUUUAAAACUAUAACUUCUUCUCUCAAGUUUAAGAUUCAACUUAGAGUUCAAGACCCAUCAGCUUCUGUUACACUUACUUUGUUUGAUCGUGAAGCACGGAAGUUGUUAGGAAAGUCUGUUGAUGAUAUUCUUACUGCUAACCCUGAAUUUCGUUCUGAUUCCAUGAAGAUUCCUGCUGAAGUAGACGCAUUGGUUGGCCAGACUGCUGCUUUUAAAAUAGAUGUUACUGGCUACGUCUUGAAGUAUAACAUCCAUAAGUAUGAUUGUCCGGGAAAUUCCGAAGUGUCACAUAUACUGAAGCUGACUGUGGAUCCUAACGUUAUAUCUGUACUUCAAGAGAAGCAAUCCUCUUCACAGAUAAGUUCUUCUCAGAAUAUGUCUCUCAAUAUUGAUGCUUCAGAAUUUGAAUCUCAGACAUCUGAUGGUUUCAAGAACUCUGCUGCCAAAAGAAUCGAAAACAAUACUCCUGUCUCUAACAUGGCGAGCACCGUUUCACCUGUUUCAUUGGAUGUUACUGAUACUCCUGAUUCCAUGUUAGCUAAGGAUGAAGUGAAGCGAAACUUGGUUCAAGUCUAUGAUGUUGAAGAAGAUUCUCACACAUCUGCAACGAAGCUCCAAAAGUCAGGAGAUUUUCAGGAUUUCAAUAGUGCAGAGAAGAGGAACCUCUUAAUUCCUAAAGUUGAGAAAUAG